This is a messenger RNA of Hibiscus syriacus, 573 nucleotides long. RefSeq lists its product as uncharacterized. Lineage: Eukaryota; Viridiplantae; Streptophyta; Magnoliopsida; Malvales; Malvaceae. The transcript has 2 exons. The coding region runs from base 1 to 573 and encodes 190 amino acids. The record is from RefSeq and is a predicted model, not a curated record.
AUGACACCUUAUCAGGCUUUGUAUGCUCAAGAGCCUCCUGUGCAUUUGCCUUAUAUGGCUGGAGAAUCUGUGGUAGCCUCGGUGGACAGGAGUUUACAACAACAGGAAACAGCCAUUAAGACGCUUAAAUUUCAUUUACAACGUGCUCAACAAAGGAUGAAGAAUCAGGCUGAUAAAAAGAGGACUGAUCGUGAAUUUAAUAUUGGAGAUUGGGUUAGAGGCUGUCAAAAAUUGGCUCCAAAGUGGUUCGGAUCAUUUUUAAUUGUUAAAAAGGUGGGAAAGGUAGCUUAUAAGCUGCAGCUACCCAAUGGUUCCAAAGUGCAUCCUGUUUUUCAUGUGUCCCAAUUGAAAAAGCACAUUGGUACAGAGGUUUAUCAGCCAGAGCUUCCUGUGAUUGGAUCUGAUGGAGCUAUUAGUAAGGAACCACUACGAAUUCUGGAACGAAGAAUGGUCAAAAGGGGUAAUAGGGCUGUGACGGAAAUGCUGGUAGAAUGGACUAAUUCUUUUCCUGAAGAUGCUACUUGGGAAGUUUUGUAUCAACUGCAACACCAAUUUCCAUCCUUCAAUCCUUGA